AUGAAUAGUCAAGAAAAUAAGCGGACAAAUCGAUUUGAUAUUUAUGCCAAAAAUAUUGACAACAACUACAAUCUCGAAAGAUCUUUUGGCCAUCUCUCCUUUGCUCAGUCCAACUUUCUUAAUCAUUUUGAAGCGGAUAAUCAAGGACAUGGCGUAGGUGGACCGAGCAUGGAUGUGGUGAACGCUUUUUCGAAUCCUUUUUUGACCAGUUCGUCGAGUUCAGGUACGACAACGAGUAAUUUAGAAGGUAGAAAUACCCUUACGGCCUCUCAGACCUCUUCACAGUAUGCAAAUUCCAGAAAAAUUGGUCAUGAAAUAGGUAGUUCCUACUGGAACGCUGAUUGUAAGGACUAUGAUGUAGAGCCGCCAGGGACGGCAGGUACCUUAACAAUUAAUAGUAUCAUGGAUUCAGCGAAUACUACAAGAAUUUCGGAUUGUAACACUUCGCUAGAGUCCGCAACUAGCACUUUUCCAAAUAACGAAACUCUAAGGUUGGAACUUCAAUUAAAAGAGACUCAGAUUGAAUCAUUGGAAACAGAAAUUCAGAAGCUGAAAACGGCUUUUAAUCAAGGCCUUAUGUAUAAGCAAGGGAGCUUUCAAAACGAGCGAAUUUCCACUGAAGUCGAUCAGACUUUGGAAAUUCCUGCCAGUAUUGAAACGGUUUUCUCGAAACUGUCAUCAUCUUUGCAAAGAAAGACGAAAGAAUUAGACGAGACAAACGCGAGGCUCGAAAGUAUAAUAACGGCUGUGGCAUUGAAUCCCUCAAAUACAAUCACCAAAUUUGGUCGUUAUGAUGAAGAAGAAUUAGCUCACAAAACGAUUACCAGACUUGAGAUGUUAACCAAAGAAAAUAGAGAAAUGGCUAAAAUGCUUGGAUAUGGGAGAUCUAAAGAGGCCCAGAUCGAGUUGGAAUUGUUAAGAAAAGAGAAUGAGGAAUUGAAGGAAAAAAUUAGAUCAUUCAAGCAACAGUCUUAG
Molecule: messenger RNA, 975 nt
Organism: Lachancea fermentati
Lineage: Eukaryota; Fungi; Ascomycota; Saccharomycetes; Saccharomycetales; Saccharomycetaceae
Source: the annotation of a GenBank genome assembly